Molecule: messenger RNA, 2451 nt
Organism: Pteronotus mesoamericanus
Lineage: Eukaryota; Metazoa; Chordata; Mammalia; Chiroptera; Mormoopidae
Gene: BANK1
Product: B cell scaffold protein with ankyrin repeats 1
Exons: 17
Coding region: 62-2419 (785 amino acids)
Biological process (GO): negative regulation of phosphatidylinositol 3-kinase/protein kinase B signal transduction; signal transduction; negative regulation of B cell activation
Molecular function (GO): signaling receptor binding; protein tyrosine kinase binding
Source: RefSeq, a predicted model, not a curated record
AGUCCGGAGAGUCGGGGACUCUGUGGCACCUGUCUCCAGGCGCCUUGGUUUCAGCGACGCGAUGCUGCCUGCUGCCCCGGGAAGAACGGGCGGGAGCCGGGAGCGGCCUCCCGGCUGCCCAGCGCCCCCAGAAAAUACAAAAGACAUCAUAAUGAUAUAUGAAGAAGAUGCUGAGGAAUGGGCUCUGUACUUGAGGGAAGUUUUUUCACAAAUUGUGAAAAUGGAAGCAAUCUUGUUAUAUCACUUGGAGAAUUACUCUCUACGGGAUUUGGAACUGCUGAAUUUAAACUCUUAUAAAUGCAAACUUUUGAUAUUAUCAGAUAGCCUGCUUAAAGACCUUACUCCAAAGAAAUGUCAGUUUCUGGAAAAGGUACUUCACUCACCAGAAAGUGUGGUUACCCUGCUGUGUGGAGUAACAAGUUCAGAUCAGCUCUACAAAUUGUUAAACAUCUCUGAAAGCAGAUGGGAGAUCUCAGCUGAGCAGGGACCCGAAGAUUACAUCUCUGUAAUUGAGAGUAUCAUAUUUGGAGGUUCUAACGACUACCUUGAGGUCAACAUUGCAACAGAUGUAAAAGUGAAACAUUCUGGGAAAGUAGGUGAGAGGAAUGUAAUUGAAGAAUUAUCAGAAGUUUCAAAAAGCAGUCCACCACUGGCUAUGGUGCUUCCCACUGAAAUUCCCUGUGAGAAUCCUGGUGAAAUAUUUAUUAUUUUGAGAGAUGAAGUAAUUGGUGAUGCUGUGGAGGUUCGAUUUACGUCAGAUAAUAAAUGUAUUAGAAUACGGCCAACCCUUUGGAAUAAAACAGUCUGGUGUAUGAAAGCUUUAGAUUUCCCUGCUGGUUUUGUCAAUGUCGAUGUCUACUGUGAUGGAAUCAUGAAGGCCACAACUGAGAUUAAAUACUAUACAACAGAAAAGGCUGGGGGAUGCCUGUCGGGAGUGGCAGGUUCAGGAGAUGGUGUGUGCAAGAAUGACAUGGACGAACUUGAUGUUAUUCUCACAUCUGUAUUCAAACAACAGAUACCAUAUUAUGAGUUGCAAUCUCUCCAAACUGAAAUGUACCCUCAAAAAGAAUAUACUAAUUUCAAAGAACUUCCAACUCUUCUCCACUGUGCAGCAAAAUUUGGCUUAAAGAACUUGGCUAUUCAUUUGCUUCAAUGUUCAGGAGCAACCUGGGCGUCUCAGAUGAAAAAUUGGGAAGGUUCAGAUCCAGCACAUAUUGCUGAAAGGCAUGGUCACAAAGAACUCAAGAAAAUCUUUGAAGACUUCUCAGCUCAAGAAAUUAGUAGAAACAAUGAGCAAGAAUAUGACUAUGAAGAGGACAUUACUUCACUUCCUGAAUAUCUUCCCACCAUACAGAACCCAGCAUUUCAUCAUGAAAGUGGGGAGACAUACAGGCCGAGUGCUGAAGGAACUGAGGUGAAUGAAACAGCAAAGGAAGAAAAGGAGAAUGAAUCAAGCACAGAAGCCGACUAUAUCCUACCAGAGGCUGAUGAUGAGAGUUCUGAGGACCAGUAUGAUGACUUGUAUAUGUUCAUUCCUGGAGACAGCCCAGAAAUUAAUUCACAAGAGCCACUUGGGGACAAUAGACCACCUCUCCCCCCGCCACGACCUGUAGUUGCUGCCCUCCAACUGGAUAAACCUCACCUCACAUUACAAGGGAAAAUGUUGGAAGGCCAAAUGGAAAGAAGUCAAAAUUGGUGUGAUCCCAGUGCAAGACAGGAAACAGGAGGUGAACCUGAAAGAGAGACAGAAAAGACAGAAGAUAAAAAGAAGCAGCAGGAGGAAGAGGAAGACCCAUACACUUUUGCUGAGAUCGAUGACAGUGAAUAUGACAUGAUACUGGCCAAUCUGAGUACAAAGAAAAAAGUUGGAGGUCGGUCUUUUAUUAUAAACAGACCUCCUGCCCCCACACCUCGACCAAUAAGUGUCCCUCCAAAAGAAGAAACCACACCGUACAUAGCUCAAGUGUUCCAACAAAAGGCAGCCAGAAGACCAUCUGAUGGCGACAAGCUUCAUGGUCCCAGGAAACAAGACAGGCCUCGAGUGGAGAGUCAAGCCUUUCCCACUGUGAUGGGCUUCGUGGCUGCGCAGCAGGAAGAACUCAUCCUCCUGCAGGAGAAAGUAAAAAACGGGAAACUCUCCAUGGACCAAGCCCUUGAGGAAUUUAAACACUGGCAGAUGGGAAAGACUGGCUUGGAAAUGAUUCAGCAGGAAAAACUGCGCCAACUAAGAGAUACCAUUAUUGGGAAGAGGCCAGAAGAAGAAAAUGUCUAUGACAAGCUCACUAUUGUGCACCAUCCAAAUGGUAACGAAAGUGUCCACAAUGAAAAUACUUCAUAUAGCAUACCUUUCGGCAAUAAGCAUCCUGCUCGACUCCAAGUUGAAAAGGAAUUUGGUAUCUGUUGCAGAAAAGAUCACUAAGGAAGGUUUAUAAUGAAACAAGAAUCUGCAGA